UGCAUCUAAUCGAUUGGACAUUUUAGCUGGAGUGAAGAUACCACGUGUUUUGAACAAGUGACUUCAAACUUAUUGACAACUUAUGAAUAAAUUAUUGAGGAGUUGUAGAAGGCUUUUAAGCUAUGCAAGUGUUGCAGCUCAUAGUAGAAGUAACUUCGGACUUUGUGCUCCCCCUUCAAAUGAGAAACUAUCGUUAUCGUUUCGUAGAACCUUUGCUUCAGUUGAAAGUUCUGACAACUUAAAUAAUGUACUACCCGGCCCUUGUUUGGUUUUCUCAGAAGACGAAAAUAUGCUAAGGGAUACGGUACGGAAGUUUGCGCAAUCUUCCAUAGCUCCGAAAGUGAAGGACAUGGAUGAAAAAGCAGAAACUGACAAGGAAUUGGUAAAUCAACUUUUCGCUAAUGGUCUUAUGGGUUUGGAAGUUCCUGUAGAAUAUGGGGGUAGUGGCCUGACGUUUACUGAAGCUUGCAUUGUUAUCGAGGAAAUAGCUAAAGUGGACCCUGCCGUUUCAGUUCUUGUGGAUGUGCAUAAUACUGUGGUGAAUACAGCAAUAAGGAAAUGGGCCAAUCCUGAUCAGAAAAAGAAAUGGCUUACAGCUUUAGCGACGGAUACCGUUGGAUCCUUCUGUCUUAGUGAGGCUGGCAGUGGAUCAGAUGCAUUCGCUUUGAAAACAAGAGCUUCAGACAAGGGUGACCAUUUUGUCAUCGACGGAGGGAAGUUAUGGAUAAGUAAUGCAAUGGAGGCUGGUUUGUUUAUUGUGUUUGCAAAUGCCAAUCCGGAAAAAGGACACAAAGGAAUCACGGCAUUUAUAAUAGACAGUAAGAAUCCAGGUCUCACCAUUGCAAAGAAGGAGGACAAACUGGGUAUUCGAGCCUCAUCUACAUGUGAACUAGUAUUCCAGAAUGCAAAAGUUCCAAAGGAAGACAUUCUAGGAGAAGUUGGCACAGGCUAUAAGAUUGCAAUAGAGUCAUUGAAUGAAGGCAGAAUUGGUAUUGGGGCACAGAUGAUUGGAAUUGCCCAGGGUUGUUUUGAUCUCAUAUUUCCAUAUUUGCAUGAAAGAAAGCAGUUUGGAUCACGAAUCGGUGAUUUUCAAGGGGUCCAGUUUCAAUAUGCCAAAGCUCGAGUGGAGUUAGAAGCAGCUCGAGCUCUCGUUUACAACGCUGCCCGAAUGAAUGACGCAGGUCUUCCUAUUCGAAAGGAAGCAGCCUUUGCCAAGUACUACAGUGCUCAAGUUGCCGAAAGAAUCGCUUCAAAGAGUAUUGACUGGGCUGGAGGAAUGGGAUUCGUGAAGGAGUUUGGUCUUGAGAAAUAUUAUAGAGAUGUUAAGAUAGGACAUAUUUAUGAGGGAACAGACAAUAUUCAGUUGCAAACGAUAGCCAAAGAAAUGCAAAAAGAAUAUGGCUUUGAUAAGAAAUAAUAUUCGUAUGCCGCAAUUAAAGUUGCGUAUGAACAGGAAACUAAAAUUUCUUUCUCUUAGCUACAAUGUUGAACUAUCAAAUGCUUUUACACAUUUUAGAAAAUGGACUCUUGAGAGAAACUCCUUCCAACGCUGUUUCAGCGAAAACUACCAGCUAUGCGACAUAGCAGGCAGAUGAAUCAAGAAUUGUAAAGAAAGAAGCUUCCGACCUGACUUGGUAGCGUUUCUCACCAUUAAAGUCAAAAAUGUUUAACUUUCGUGGUUUAUUCUACAGUUGAAGCAAUUAGUUUAUUUCGGUUUUCUUCAAGCUUGCCGUUUACUUUCCUUCUCUUCUUUUUCAAUGUGUCCACUUUGUCACCGUGCUGAAAGUGUCUUUCUCUCUUCGUUUCGACGAAAGACCCAACCGUACCAGCUUUCUUUUUUUGAGGGACACUAUUUCUCAACUCUUUCAGUAUGCUUUCAAGUCUGGGAUUAAAUUUCAAGAAGGAACUUCUUCCUUGAAAACCGGGAAAACUAAGUUCGGAGCCCAACACGCUUAUGUUUGUCUCGUCGACGACCAUAGCUUCUGCUCCGUCGUCAUAAGAAGAAAUCGACG
Molecule: messenger RNA, 2012 nt
Organism: Galdieria sulphuraria
Lineage: Eukaryota; Rhodophyta; Bangiophyceae; Galdieriales; Galdieriaceae
Product: butyryl-CoA dehydrogenase
Exons: 6
Coding region: 83-1417 (444 amino acids)
Cellular component (GO): mitochondrion
Molecular function (GO): flavin adenine dinucleotide binding; acyl-CoA dehydrogenase activity
Source: RefSeq, a predicted model, not a curated record